AUGCCCGAGAAGAACCUGCCCGUGUCGGCUUCGCAAAACAGCCUUCUGCGGAUUCUUUUGUACUGUCUCAUCCUCUCGACCACCAUACAUUAUGCCCACAACUACAUCCGAGCAGAAGACUACCCGCCAGUGCCCUUCAUCUAUCCUACGCCGCAAUCAUAUCGUAUUGCCAUUAUUAUCCUUUACCCUCUGCAAACGAUUUGUGGUAUCCGUGGCUACUACCUGUACAAGGCCGGCAGUAUUCGAACUUCGAUUCCCUUCCUUGCUUGCCAUUCGACACUUGGAAUUCGGACUCCGGGUCACUUCGUUGGUGGAGUCCCUCAGAUUCCGUGGUUUUGGUUCAUGACUAUCUGGACAGACUUCUUCGCUGGGGUUGCAUUGGCUGUUUUCUGUUAUAAAGCUUAUAUUUCGACGAGGGGGUAG
Aspergillus welwitschiae is the source of this 423-nucleotide messenger RNA. RefSeq lists its product as uncharacterized. Bases 1 to 423 code for a protein of 140 amino acids. Lineage: Eukaryota; Fungi; Ascomycota; Eurotiomycetes; Eurotiales; Aspergillaceae. The record is from RefSeq and is a predicted model, not a curated record. The transcript has 2 exons.